Messenger RNA from Danio aesculapii, 3261 nucleotides. It is a transcript of the gene fscn2b, whose product is annotated as fascin actin-bundling protein 2b, retinal. Gene Ontology annotation, molecular function: actin filament binding; protein-macromolecule adaptor activity. The transcript is spliced from 5 exons. Gene Ontology annotation, cellular component: cytoplasm; actin cytoskeleton. Lineage: Eukaryota; Metazoa; Chordata; Actinopteri; Cypriniformes; Danionidae. The coding region runs from base 946 to 2418 and encodes 490 amino acids. The record is from RefSeq and is a predicted model, not a curated record. Gene Ontology annotation, biological process: cell migration; establishment or maintenance of cell polarity; actin filament bundle assembly.
CAGGAGCACUAUACAACGGGUGGAUUACUGGGCCUCCAUAAAGGGUCUCUAGUGUAAGAAUACGUCCAAUAUAUAUCGAGACAGGAGAAAAUAUCCAUAAAAAGAAACAUAAGAGGAUAGAACAACAGGUGAAAGGGAGGUAGAAAAGGUGUCAAAGUACACUCGAAAAGCUGCACUGUACUUCAAGGAGCGUUAAUAUGGCACAUGCUGACCUGGCAUCUUAGUGGGCACCUUGUGCAUUGACAUGCUGCUGUUUCCCAAGAUCUUGGAGUAAAACAAGGUGUCGGUCUAAGGGAUACACAAGUUCUGAGGAUGUGACUGAAGUAAACUUAGAAGAGGACGAGGAGGAGACAAACUAAUCAGAUGUCAAACUGAAGGGCUGAGAUGAGUAAGGCUUCAAGAAGAAGUACAACAGUGUGACUCAGUCUUGAGCAGCAUCUCUUUAAGAGAUCAGUAAUCCCACAAUCCCCAAGGCAGCCACUGGAGAGGACAAGAAACAGAAAAACGCAGGUAAAUUGAGAAGGAAAGGGAAUGAGACAGAGAAAGCGGGUGAAAGAGGCACAGAGGAAAACUAACCAUUGGGAUCAGGGUGACGUCAGCGGCUCUCUGGAUUGAGGUGUUGAGUCCUCCUGAUUAUAAUCUGAUCUGAUUAGGAAACACAGGGAAAAAAUCUCCAGAGCCUAUGCAAACUCUCCAGGGAGCAAGACGUUGUUUUUACUGAGUGGAGAGACCAAGGACCAGGAACAAAACCAAAAGAGGAAUCUAUAUGCAGUUAAGGCCUAUUUCUGAAAAGAGUAGGCUACGCUAAGGAGUCUAGUCAACUAGACUUUAAUUUACUUGUCCAAUUAAUCAAGUCACAUAGAGGAACCAGCUUUGUAAGUCUGCUGGCUGUUCAGCUUUUUCUCUGGACUUUAACACUCUCUGGCUUGUGGGUUGUAAGCCAGGAUGCCCUCCAAUGGCAGCAAAGCCCUUAAGCUUCAAUUCGGGCUUAUUAAUCAUGAGAAUCGCUACCUAACGGCGGAGGCCUUCGGGUUCAAGGUGAACGCUUCAGCUCCAAGCCUCAAGAAGAAGCAGAUCUGGACUCUGGAGCAAGACGAUCAGGAUGGUCAGGUGGUUUACCUUCGUAGUCACCUAGGGCGCUACCUGGCCUCUGACAAAGAUGGCAAGGUAAGCUGUGAGGCUGAGACUAAAGAGAAUGACUGCCGCUUUCUGAUUGUGGCACAGUCAGAUGGCCGCUGGGCCCUGCAGUCCGAGCCAUAUCUGCGCUUCUUCGGAGGUUCAGAAGAUUACUUGUCAUGCUUUGCUCAGACCAUUGGCGAGGCAGAACUGUGGGCCAUGCAUCUAGCCCUACACCCACAAGCUAAUCUGCUUAGUGUGGCCCGAAAACGCUAUGCCCACUUGGCAUCUCCAGAGGGAGAGAUUGCUGUAGACUGCAACAUCCCAUGGGGUGUUGAUGCACUUCUAACUCUUGUGUACAUGGACGGCAAAUAUUGUCUUAAGACCAGUGACAGCCGCUUUCUGAGCAAUGAUGGGAAACUGUCCUCUGAAAAUGGCCGUGGUACAGGCUACACCUUGGAACUGAAAUCAGGUAAACUGGCCUUCAAGGACUGUGAGGGGAAGUACUUGACCCCCAUGGGGCCCACUGGAACUCUGCGCUCUGGACGAUGCUCCAAACCUGGCAAGGAUGAGCUGUUUGAUCUUGAGGAAAGCCAUCCGCAAGUGGUGUUUCAGGCCGCCAACAACAGAUUUGUCUCCAUUCGACAGGGUGUGAGCGUCUCAGCCAAUCAGGACGAUGAGACAGACAUGGAGACGUUUCAAAUGGAAAUUGAUAAAGAUACAAGAAAGUGCAAGUUCAGAACCAAUGAAGGGAAUUACUGGACGCUCGUCGCUCACGGAGGCAUUCAGUCAACAGCCACAGAAGCUGGUGCCAACACCAUGUUUGACAUCGUGUGGCUCGGUCGACGGGUGGCACUGCGGGCCAGCAAUGGAAAAUAUGUAUGUACUAAGAAAAACGGCCAGCUUUCUGCAGUCAGCGACUCUGUGGGCGAGGACGAGCAGCUGAUUCUGAAGCUGAUCAACAGGCCUAUUCUGAUCCUGAGGGGAGAAAACGGCUAUGUUUGCCACCACAAGAACUCAAACACGCUGGACGCCAGUCGCUCGGUUUAUGACAUUUUCACACUGCAGUUCAGCGAUGGCGCAUACCACAUUAAAGGUGCUGGCGGAAAAUUCUGGUAUGUGUCCAGCAGUGGUUUGGUGUGUUCAGACGGAGACACGCCUGAGGAUUUCAGCUUUGAGUUCUUAGAGCACGGACGGAUAGCGAUUAGAGGCAAAAACGGCAAAUACCUGCGGGGAGAUCAGGGCGGGAAUCUGAAAGGAGACGGGGAGACGGCGGACAGCUCUUCCCUCUGGGAAUACUGACAUCUUGUGGACACUGAAUGAACUGCCACAUUUUCAGAUGAGAGAAAAUACAUUGGUAAAACUGAGGUGUUAUGUUUGGACAUCUGUUUUCUCAUCAACCGGCAUUUGAUUUAGAGUCAGUAUUCAGCAUUACGCAUGUAUUAUUUAUUAUUUCUGGUUUAUAGUUCUAUAAAACGGGAGCCUGUAAAUACCAAUAAGAAAAACACAACAAGACCUGAACCUUAAUCAUAUCAGCUCACUAUCGCACACUAUUCCAUAACACGCUAUAAUUGUGGCAAAAUUAAAUACGUUUUAUUCCCUAUUGUGAUUUAUUUGCUUUCUUAAAAGGGAUAGUUCACGCAAAAAUGAAAACAUACUCAUUAUUUACUCUCCCUCAAGUGGUUCAAAACCUAGUUUCCUUCUUCUGUUCAACACAAAAUACAUUUUUUUGAAGAAAGCUGAAAUUCUGUAACCAUUGACAUCUGUAGUUAGCCAUAAUACUAUGGAAGUCAAUCGUUACUGGUUUCUAGCUCAAAAUAUAUUUGGAUCAGUCAAACAGGUUUGGAACAAGCGAAGAGAGAAAAAGAGUGUAAAUGAAUUUUUAUUUUUGGUUGAACCAUCUCUUUAAAACCAUCUGGAAAGAUUUUACAGUCAUUACAAUAAAAUCCUGUCUGUUAAUUCUGGAGGAAUGAAUCUCAUUUACUGUAAGCCGCAUCAUGUUUCUGCUCUGAAUUGAAUUGGCUUUCAGUACAUCAGCAUUGAAUCCUAGGCCAGUGUUGCCUGUUGCUAUGUCCUCUAUAUGCUGGUUGUAUUCCCAGCAACACAAUGCUAUUCAUGAAGGCUUGUUUUUCAAAUGAACUGCUG